AUGAUAAAGUUAGGUUUUAUUGCCAAGUGUAAACAGAGUGGAUGCCCUUGGUCAAUAACCCUAAGAUGGAUAAAGGAUGUCAACUGUUGGAGGGUUACAACAUUCACAAAUACACAUGAUGGUUGCUUUUGGGUGUGGGAGGAUCCUACUGUUAUGGCCAGUAGACUAGCUAAGAGGUGGAAAAAGGACAUACGUGGGAAUUCAAAAUGGACACUCAGUGAGUUUAGGGAAAGGGUAGCCACUGAUGACCACUUCCAUAUCACCUCAAAGGUUGCCUACAAGGCUAUGACAAUGGCUAGAGCUUCUAUUGAUGGUGAGCUAGAGGAUUAUUUCAGGACGUUUUGGAAUUAUUAUCUUGAGAUUCAAAGAUCAAAUCCAAAUACAACUUCUAUUGUGAAGAUGAGUGAGUAUGUAGAGGAAGGAGGGAAGAAGAGAUUUCUAAGAUGGUACAUCUGCUGGGAAGCUUGUAGGAAUGGUUUCCAACAUUGUAGGAAAAUUAUAGGGGUUGAUGGUUUCCAUUUAAGAUCCAAAUAUGGUGGCUAUUUGUUGACAGCUACUAGCAUGGAUCCCAAUGAUGGGAUUUUCCCAAUUGCUUAUGCAAUGGUUGAGGGAAUUGAAGUUGCAGCAGAGAGUGAAGUCACAUUCAUAUUUGAUAAGAAAAAGGGGUUGAUUCCUGCAUUUAAUGUGGUUAUUCCAAAUGUGGUUCAUAGAUUCUGUGUGAGGCAUUUGUAUGCAAAUCUUAAGGUAGUAGGCUUUCAUGCUAAGGCAAUUAAGGAAACCUUGUGGGCAGCAGCAAGAACCACCACUGUGAAUUCCUUUAAGGAUGAAUUAAGGAAGAUGAAAGAGCUUGAUAUCAAUGCAUUUGAGUGGUUGGAAAACAAACAACCAUCAGAAUGGUCAUGCUCACACUUCACAUGUUCUGCCCUGUGUGAUAUUCUGGUCAAUAAUACAAGAGGAAGUGAAUGGUCGAGACCUAUUUGUCCAAACAUUGUGAAGAAAAUUGCAGUUGAAGAGAAGUUUGCAGGUGGGUAUAUACCAUUACAGUGUGAUUUGAACUUGUUUGAGGUGAAGAAUUGUCAUACUGGUGAGCAGCACCAAGUAGGUUUGGGGAAGAAGACAUGUUCAUGCAGGAAGUGGGAUUUAUCUGGAAUCCCAUUCAAACAUGCAAUCUGUGCAAUAUGGAUGAAAAGACACAAUGUGUUGGAUUAUGUAAAUAGCUACUACUCAAUUGAGAAUUACUUGAAAGUGUAUAGAUGGAGCAUCAAACCAAUGGCUGGUCCUAAUGAGUGGCCUCAAACUCAUAGAGAGACACCACCUGAGUACAAAGCUAAACCUGGCAGGCCAAAGAAACUGAGGUUGAGAGGAGCUGAUGAAACCAAAGGAAAAAUCAAAUCACAACUGAUGGGGUCUAUAUGA
Messenger RNA from Ipomoea triloba (trilobed morning glory), 1416 nucleotides. RefSeq lists its product as uncharacterized. The record is from RefSeq and is a predicted model, not a curated record. Gene Ontology annotation, molecular function: zinc ion binding; transposase activity; DNA binding. The transcript has 3 exons. Bases 1 to 1416 code for a protein of 471 amino acids. Gene Ontology annotation, biological process: DNA transposition. NCBI's taxonomy places the organism in Eukaryota, Viridiplantae, Streptophyta, Magnoliopsida, Solanales, Convolvulaceae.